Molecule: messenger RNA, 1530 nt
Organism: Effrenium voratum
Lineage: Eukaryota; Dinophyceae; Suessiales; Symbiodiniaceae
Source: the annotation of a GenBank genome assembly
AGUAAGCAGCCGUGAGUAGAAAGAAGUAUAGAAUACAUGGCCGCAAUGAGGCGUGGGUCCUCCGCCGGGGUGACCGUGGCUGUGGGUUUGGCACUGUUUGCUGUGAGCUGCCUGUGGAAGGGAGAGCCGGAGGUCGACUUUGUGAGCGGCGGCGUGCCCAACUCCCGCUCUGUGAAGGUGGCCAGAUGUGCUGGAGACAAGGCACUGAAGGACCGCGUGACUUCCAUUGGCAAGACCAGCAAGCUCACAGAUGCCAUGCGACUGGUCGCAGCUGCCAAGGUGCGGAACGCCCAGAACGGUGUGGCCAAGUCGCGACCCUUCAGCGAUGAGCUGCUCGGCAUGAUCAAGGGUCUUGUGAAGAGGUUGAAGGGCAGUGGCCUUGAGGCUGACCUUCCAAUGCUCCGCGUGCCAGAGAAGGUCAAGGAAGUCGGCAUUCUGAUGAUGACAGCCAACCGAGGUCUGUGUGGUGCAUACAACACCUUCGUGAUCAAGAAGACUGGGGCCCGAAUCGAGGAUCUGAACAAGCAGGGCAUCAGCCCAAAGCUUCUGAUUGUUGGCAAGAAGGGCCUUGCCGGCAUGAAGACGCGCUUCCCCAAGGACAUCAAGUUCAACUACACCGAGGAGUGGUUCCCAAUGCCUGACACCAUCAAAGCCAAGGACUCGGCAGAGAUUGCAGAGGUGCUUGAGAACUACUUCCUCUCUGGCGAGGUGGACAAGAUUGAGAUCGCCUACGGCAAGUUCAUCAAUCUUAUCAGCAACGAGCCCACCAUCCGCACCCUCCUGCCCCUCUCGCCAACUGGUAUCGAGGAUCCGGAAGAUGAGACCUUCAGGCUGACCACGGAGUCCGGCAAGCUCAAGGUGGAGAGGGAGAAGCAGAAGGCUCCCAAGGCAAAGGAGAUCGAGGCUGAUGUGAUCUUCGACCAGCCUCCCGCGGUCAUCCUGAACUCCAUGCUGCCGCUGUACUUGAACUCGCAGAUCUUGUCUUUGAUGUUCGAUGCUCAGGCCUCGGAGCUUUCAUCGCGAAUGUCUGCCAUGAAGGCUGCCACUGACAACGCCAAGGAGCUGCAGAAGAAGCUGCUGGUCCUGUAUAACAAGAAGCGCCAGGCAGCCAUCACUGCCGAGAUUUGCGAGCAGUCUGCGGCUGCUACGGCGCUGGAAAGCGCCGAUGUCAAGGGCAAGGCUGGUCCUGCUUUGGGUGUCGUUGACAACGAGAAGUCUGUGGCAGAGGACUUCAUGAAGGAGUUGGACUCCGGAGAUGUUCCGGAUGCGCCGGUCUCUGUGGACACUUACGGCCCUCUCACUCGUGCUGAUAUCAAGGACGCAUGAACUCUUAAGCCCUUCCUUUGAAGCGCGUCGUUCCAAGAGAGAAGGCCAUUCCAUGGGAUGUUCUCCUCGUCACCGCUUCGGACCUUGACAACCCGAGGCAUGCAUGGUGCACCUCUUGUGAUGCGUUUCUCCGGUUUAGGCAACGGCUAGCGGCUUUGCAGCCCCUCACAGCGAUGCUUCAGCCGCGCGUUUUUCGUAAGUCGG